Messenger RNA from Rhizopus microsporus ATCC 52813, 1527 nucleotides. RefSeq names its product sugar transporter. Lineage: Eukaryota; Fungi; Mucoromycota; Mucoromycetes; Mucorales; Rhizopodaceae. The coding region runs from base 1 to 1527 and encodes 508 amino acids. Gene Ontology annotation, molecular function: carbohydrate:proton symporter activity. Gene Ontology annotation, cellular component: membrane. Gene Ontology annotation, biological process: transmembrane transport; carbohydrate transport. The transcript is spliced from 2 exons. The record is from RefSeq and is a predicted model, not a curated record.
AUGGCUCAUUCUAAAUUACAACUUUAUAUUGUCUGCGCAUUUGCGGCAAUAGGUGGUUUCUGCUUUGGCUAUGAUACUGGUGUCAUCUCUGGUGUAUUGACCUUACCUGACUUUAUUCAAGUCAUGACCGGUGACCCCUCUGUCACUACUCUUCGUGCUAUUCAAAAAUCUGUUAUCACUGGUUUGUUAUUAGCCGGUUGUUUCGUUGGUUCUCUCUUUGCUGCCCCCUCUUGUGAAAGACUCUCUCGUAAAAUUACCAUUGUCCUUGCCUCUUCUGUCUUCAUUCUCGGCGCUGGUAUCCAAACAGGUGCUAGAAGCUAUGGUAUGAUGGUCGGUGGUCGUUUUGUUGCUGGUCUCGGUGUCGGUUCUCUCUCUAUGGCUGUUCCUCUUUACUUGUCUGAAUUGGCCCCCAAGGAAAUUCGUGGUCGUUUGAUUUCUCUUCAACAACUCAUGAUCACCAUCGGUAUCAUGGUUGCUUUCUGGGCUGGUGCUGGUACUGAAAUUCACCAUGCUUCUUGGAGAAUUCCUAUUGGUAUUCAAAUUGCUCCUGCUGCCGUCCUUGGUGUUGGUGCUCUCUUCCUUCCUUUCUCUCCUCGUUGGUUGAUUAGCAAGGGUCGCAACGAAGAAGCAUUAACUGUUCUCGCUCAACUCCACAGUAACAAUGACAAGACUGCUCCUCAUGUUGUUGCCGAAUACGAAGAAAUCAUUGCUCAGGUUGAACAUGAACGCACUGUUUCUGUCUCUAGCUAUGUCGAACUUCUCCAAGGUACCGUUCGCCGCAGAAUGUUUCUCGGUAUUCUCAUUCAAAUCUUCCAACAAUUCACUGGUAUCAAUUCCAUCAUGUACUAUGCUCCCCAGAUCUUCAUCCAAGCUGGUAUCAGCGGUAACACUGCCUCCUUGAUCGCCUCUGGUGUCAACGGUGUCUUGAACGUCUUUUCUACUAUCCCCGCCAUUCUCUUCCUUGAUCGCCUUGGUCGUCGUUUCGUCUUGAUCUCUGGCGCCUGUAUUAUGGGUCUUGCUAUGCUUCUUUGUGGUAUCGUCAUGGCUGCUACUGGCAAGGUUAUCUCAACUGAUAACGGUGAAAAGAGUAUUGAUAUGUCCGGAAACGUCCAUGCUUCCUACUUUUGUAUUGUCAUGAUCUACUUCUUCGUCGCCGGUUUUGCUUACUCUUGGGGUCCUGUCGGUUGGGUCUACCCUGCUGAAAUCUACCCUCUCUCCAUUCGUGCCAAGGGUACCUCCAUCACUACCGCUGCCAACUGGCUGAUGAACUUUGUCAUCUCUUUAUUCGUUCCCGUCAUGCUUACUUCCAUCACCUGGGGUACUUACAUCUUCUUUGGCUGCUGUUGUGCCGUCAUGGCUGUGUGUGUCUUCAUCUUCUUCCCCGAAACCAAGGGUCGUUCUCUCGAAGAAAUGGACCUUGUCUUCAGUGGUCACGUUCUUGCCUUCAAGGAUCGUUCCUUCAAUGUUCAAUCCUCUACUGUUGAUGUCAAGGAAGCCUCUGUUGUUGACACCAAGGAACAAGUUUAA